UCGAAAGUCAGUAAUAAUCGUUCAACUUUAUUUUUAGGCUCCGAUAUAUUGGCAUCUAAAAUGGAUUCUCCACCACCUUAUUCUAAAGUUUGUAGCAGUCCAAGCGGUGUUGGGAAAGUAUCGUCAAAUGCGUCUGUUGGGUCGGCUAGUUCUCGGACAUUUACUCCCAUGCUUCCACCUAUAUAUGGGCCAUAUCCUGUUGAAAUGGACUGUUGUAAAUCUCGUAUUCUUACCAACACUGCUACUUCGAUUGGUGCUCUCGUUUGGAUCAUUUGCAUGUUGUGUUUCUUUUUGGGAGGGUGUGGUCUCAUCUGCUUUUUUUUCUGUUGGGUUCCUUUUUUCAUUGAGGACUGUAAGGAUAUUGUUCAUACUUGUCCGUCAUGUAAUAUCUAUCUAGGGAAGUAUUCUCGUCUAUAG
Meloidogyne enterolobii is the source of this 417-nucleotide messenger RNA. The record is from the annotation of a GenBank genome assembly. NCBI's taxonomy places the organism in Eukaryota, Metazoa, Nematoda, Chromadorea, Rhabditida, Meloidogynidae.